Molecule: messenger RNA, 270 nt
Organism: Eimeria mitis
Lineage: Eukaryota; Apicomplexa; Conoidasida; Eucoccidiorida; Eimeriidae
Exons: 1
Coding region: 1-270 (89 amino acids)
Source: RefSeq, a predicted model, not a curated record
AUGCGCCCAGAGGGAGGUGAACUGGUCGUGCUCUUCUCCUUGUUCGGCGGCCAGGGCCACAUCAUUGUCAAUGCGGAAAGCAGCGUUGGUGGCUUCGAAACGCGCAUGCAUAGCUUCCCUGCCCCCACAUGCAAUAUUUCCAGGGUGCGCGUCACAGGUCUGGACGGCUCGGAGGUGCCUUCGGAUUCCCACGUCGCCAUAUCGGAGGAGAUCGUGAAAGCCUUAAAGGAGGCCCAUGGCGAAGACUCCGUGAAUGCGGCUUCCGCAUAA